UAUGAGCAUGAAGAAGUUCGAUACGGUGAUUACAUCGUGUGCAAUCACAAAAUUGAUGGCACCAUUGAUCCGUUGUUCAAUGUCACUCAUUUAUCGAUACGGCGUGCGGAUUGUGACGAUGGGUACGAGCAUAAAUUCGAGCACUGGCAAUAUGAUUGGAAGGAUUUUGGUGAUUUCCACUGGCCGCUGCGAAUUUUGCGCAGGUCGGUACCGAAACAACGAUGGUUGGAACUCGAUAAAAAUCCUUAAUUUAUAG
Molecule: messenger RNA, 256 nt
Organism: Gongylonema pulchrum
Lineage: Eukaryota; Metazoa; Nematoda; Chromadorea; Rhabditida; Gongylonematidae
Source: the annotation of a GenBank genome assembly